Molecule: messenger RNA, 1093 nt
Organism: Olea europaea var. sylvestris
Lineage: Eukaryota; Viridiplantae; Streptophyta; Magnoliopsida; Lamiales; Oleaceae
Product: XIAP-associated factor 1-like
Exons: 6
Coding region: 205-813 (202 amino acids)
Source: RefSeq, a predicted model, not a curated record
GUAUUUCUACCAGAGAUCAAGAAGCCAAUCAGACGACUCAAUAAUUAAACGAAGACAAACGUCGUCAAAGUGGACUCUCUCUCUCUCUCCUCUGUUCAGAUUCUCGUUUCUCGAACCUAAGGCCGUCAACAAUCGAUCGAUCGCAUCGAAAUAGCGUCAAUACAAUCUAAGGGUUUCUUGUGGAACUUCUCAAGUGGGAGGAAAAUGGCUUUAGCUUCUGAUGAUCGUCAAGCCACCAGCAUCUGCAACCACUGUGAUAGGUCAAUUCCUUCUUCAAAUAUGGACCUGCAUUUUGCUCAUUGCUCUCGGAAUCUAGAAAAAUGUAAAGUCUGUUGUGAUAUGGUUCCCAAAAUAUUUGCUGAGGAACACUUUCUAAGUACUCAUGCUCCGGUAGCUUGUACCCUGUGCAGUGAGAAAAUGGAACGUGAUGUUUUAGAUGUUCAUAAAGGAGAAAAUUGCCCACAAAGGAUCGUGACAUGUGAAUACUGCGAGUUUCCAUUGCCUGCAAUUGAUUUAUUCAAGCAUCAGGAAGUAUGUGGGAAUCGAACAGAGUUAUGUCCUUUGUGCCGCAAAUACAUUAGACUACGUGAAAUGAAUGGUCAUGAAAGUAGAUGCAACGGAGUUGUCAAUAACGUUGCAGAAUCCUCAAGGAACACGAGGCAACCUGAUAGAGACCGUGGUGGUGCUCAAAGAAGGCCACAACACGAGUUCUCACCAAGGAUGCUCCUAUACACCAUUGCAAUUACAGGAAUCGCUGUACUGUUAGGUUCGCUUUUCUUCCAGAGGAAACCAGGGGACAACGAAAUGCACUAAUUGUGGAGAAUGCUUGUGCAUUGCUAAUAGGCAUCAUCUUCAUUCUGUGUAUUCCAUUUACUCGUAGUAUACUAUAUGCGAAGUUCUAAUUCUACCAGUGUUUUUAAUGCUUUUGAGAACGGGUUAUCCAUGUCAAUCAGUGUAUAAGAUGAGAAUCAACAUUUAGUUGAGUAAAUGAUGGCUGUAAAGGGAGUUGGUAGCAAACAUUAAUUUAACGUGGAAGUUGUAAUUGAAUAAAAUGUUUUUAUUCUCUGUAAUAAUACAGAUAUGUUUCAUGAAA